Eubalaena glacialis (North Atlantic right whale) is the source of this 609-nucleotide messenger RNA. It is a transcript of the gene C5H4orf51, whose product is annotated as chromosome 5 C4orf51 homolog. The transcript has 5 exons. Bases 1 to 609 code for a protein of 202 amino acids. NCBI's taxonomy places the organism in Eukaryota, Metazoa, Chordata, Mammalia, Artiodactyla, Balaenidae. The record is from RefSeq and is a predicted model, not a curated record.
AUGUCACACUUCUUCUACUUGACUCCACAAAUUCUUCUGCCCUUUAGCUCUCUUACUUCUCAAGAGUUUGAUCUGAUCCGACUGAAGGCUGGAGCAUCUUGGCAGAAUGAAACAAGGUGGUCAGAUUCGUCUGUAACAACAUACGCAGGCAGUUACUGGAAAAAGCAGCUGGAUGAUUCCACGUGCGGCCGACUUCAAGCAGGACAGCACUGGCCUGAGUGUAACCAGAUGUCAUUGACAAACUGCUUUGCCCGCAGGGCUGGUCUCCAAGAGACCACAGAUGUUAAAGCUAAGUGCAACAUGAUCAGUUCUGAGCACAGCCCUUUGACCAAGUUUGCUGUCUUGAUAACUUAUGUGAGAAUUAAAAAGCCAGCAUCUGAGAACCUGAUGAAGUACAGUCGACUAAGGAGAGAGUUCCUGAAGCAUAGUUGUACUGAUGCCAAGCAAUUCCGCUGCCAGUGUCCGCAGCUGUUCCGGGGAACAGUUGCCUGUCUCUUCGAGCUUCGGGGACCAUGUAAUUCUACAAACAAGACUAGCUCAUCUGAAGACUCAGAAGCUGAUCAAUACUCCGUUUACAGUCUGGGAGGACCGUUCUCAUCAUUUAGCUGA